AUGAUGUUCUGCGGCGCGGGCAGCUUCAAGGACGUCGACAAGGAGGAGGGCGCCGGCGCCGGCGCCGGCGCCGGGAAGCCGGCCGCCAAGGCGAAGACGAAGGCGGGAGGCAAGGCGAAGCAGGGGAGGAACAACAACCCCUACGCGUCGCGGGGGCUGGACAAGUUCUCCGUCGUGCUGUCCGAGCUGGAGUCCAAGCGGGAGAAGAUCCUGCGGCGCGUCGGCUCGGACGUGGACGCCGACCAUCUCAUGGUCCGGUUCGUGCAGUCGGAGAAAAAAGGGUGGGUGCCCAUCGUCGUCAAGCUCCCGCACGAGGAGGAGCAGCAGGCCGCCGGCGGCGCCAAGAAGAGGCAGGGCAAGCCGGCCUCGCAGUCGUCCACUCCGCCCACGGAGCCUGCCAGCCCCAAGGAAGACCCCGUGGCGGUGCAGGGCGAAGGCAACCGUGCAGCCGGCGAAGAAGAGUAA
This is a messenger RNA of Miscanthus lutarioriparius, 465 nucleotides long. The record is from the annotation of a GenBank genome assembly. NCBI's taxonomy places the organism in Eukaryota, Viridiplantae, Streptophyta, Magnoliopsida, Poales, Poaceae.